This is a messenger RNA of Zymoseptoria tritici IPO323, 2211 nucleotides long. RefSeq lists its product as uncharacterized. The transcript has 3 exons. NCBI's taxonomy places the organism in Eukaryota, Fungi, Ascomycota, Dothideomycetes, Mycosphaerellales, Mycosphaerellaceae. Gene Ontology annotation, molecular function: ATP binding; nucleic acid binding. Bases 1 to 2211 code for a protein of 736 amino acids. The record is from RefSeq and is a predicted model, not a curated record. Gene Ontology annotation, cellular component: nucleus.
AUGAAGAAGCGGCAUAAACUGGCAAAGGAGUACCGGAAGACGCACAAAGGAUCGGACACAUCAGCACAAGCCGGAGCUGCAGCUGGAGCGAGCGAGGACGCUGGGGAAGCAGAGGUGGCUGCCGGCGAGCCCGAUCUUGCAGAGCAGAAGUAUGAGCUUACUAGCACGAGAGAAGAGAAUGCAGUGACGGAAGAUUCGGGCUUGGGCUCAAAGGACGUGAAGAGAAAGAAGCGGCGGAAGGAAAAGGAGGAAAAGGAGGAAAAGGAGGAAAAGGAUGGAGUCAAUGAGGAUGCCGGGGAGAUUGAAGUCGCGCAAGCUGCUGUGGAUGAUCCGGAGACCACUCUAGGUUCACUGGAUACAGCAAUUCCGGAUUCCGUACGAGAAAUAGCCUCCUUGCAGCCCAAGAAGAGACGGCACAAACUGGAGGCUAUCCUCGCCUCAGCUGAAAGCGGCGAAGAAGUCAUCGCAGACGCCAAUAUGGAGGAUGACGAUCACUUGCGAAAGCACACUCGGGUCCUCGACAAUUUCCAAAAGGCCUCGAAGCGAUCUCAAAGUCUCAAGUCGCAACCGGAACAGUUUCAGGAGUCACUAGGAAACGCCCAACCUGUUGUGCAUGAUCUGGAAAUGCCCGAUGCAGAUGGCGUGGACGAAGAUGGCUUCGUGGAUGAGGAAUCGGCUUUGCCGGAGUGGCUAGCAAAGCCGACGAUCAUAUCAGCAGAAAGCAAGUCCACCUUUGCGGCUCUUGGGCUGGCGAGCGACACUGUGGACCGACUGUCGAAGCUCAGUUUUGUCGAUGCUUUGCCGGUUCAACAAGCACUCCUACCUCUGCUCCUGCCUCCCGGUUCUGCAGGCGCGCGUUUCCUCCCAGGAACAGACAGCAUUUUACCUGACGUGGCUGUGAGUGCUGCCACUGGUAGCGGCAAGACCAUCGCCUACUUGCUCCCCAUGAUCGAGGCGCUGCGGCGCAAUGCAACUCGCGGGAGGCUCGGUGCACUUGUAGUUGUCCCUACCCGCGAGCUGGUGGUGCAAGUAGCAGCCGUUGCGGAUAGUCUCUGUAAAGGCUGUGGGCUCAAAGUUGGUAUGGCGACGGGGACUGGCAAGUUCAAAGAUGAGCAGGACCAUGCAAAGGAGGAGCAGCGAAUGCGUGAUACUAUACACGGCAUUACUCAACAUGUGGCGACGUACGAUUCUGCGGUCGACAUUCUCGUUGCAACCCCUGGUCGUCUCCUCGAGCACAUCAGCAGCACACCAGGCUUCAACCUUGUAUACUUGCAGUGGCUGAUCAUCGACGAAGCUGACAAGCUGCUCGAUAAUCAGUAUGAAGGCUUCUUGGACUCGCUGAAUGCUGAGCUGGCACGGCCAAGGUCAAUACACGAGCAAGACGUCCGAGAGCAAUACCUGCGGUCCAAAGGCAUGUGGGAUGAUGUCAGAGAAAGAAGACUGCGUAAGGUGGUUCUGUCGGCCACGAUGACGAGAGAUAUCUCCAAGUUGACUUCAUUGAGGCUACGUCGACCGACUAUGAUCGCAGUCAGAGGUUCAGAAGGUAUCGAUGCUCAAGCAAGACCCGGUGCUCGCGGCGACGGCCGCGACGAUGGGUUCAGGGAGAACGCAAGCGGUUUUGAGCUGCCAAGAACUCUGAUUGAGUACUGUGUCCCUGUCGGAGACGGAAGUGAGAAACCGUUGGUACGCCAUCGCAAGGACUCAUCGCAACCUCAGGCUCCUACGGUGCUCAUAUUUACCGCCAGUAACGAGUCCGUUAACCGCCUUUCGCAUCUCCUCAAAGAAAUAAAGCCCUCAUGGGCACGUCGAAUCACAACCCUGGUCAAGCUGAAGCCCGGCAAAGCUCGCAUCACAGCGAAAGCGGAUGAGUCCGCAGUAGUCGUGUCAACAGAUCGCGCAGCUCGAGGUCUUGACAGCUUCAGCAAUCGUCCCAUCACGCACGUCAUUCAGUACGAUGUCCCGCGAUCUUUGACGGGCUACAUCCACCGCGUUGGCCGUACUGCUCGAGCAGGUAGGGAUGGAGAUGCUUGGACUUUGUACACUCACUCCGAGGCGCGGUGGUUCGUCAACGAGAUCACAAAGGCGAGCAACGUCAAACGCGCGGGAGCUGUGGAAAGGGUCAAGGUGUUCAUGUCGGACGAUGGCUUGAGGGAACGCUAUCAGACAAUUCUCGGAAGCAUGAGAGAGGAGGUCUUUGGUGGGAAGACUUGA